Molecule: messenger RNA, 357 nt
Organism: Ostertagia ostertagi
Lineage: Eukaryota; Metazoa; Nematoda; Chromadorea; Rhabditida; Trichostrongylidae
Source: the annotation of a GenBank genome assembly
UUAUUCUCUGGGAAGAAAAUCUGCAUUUGCGUUUUUAAUCAAAUUUCACCAUUACAGCACAGCAACAUUACGGUUGUGGUCGCUGACGUGACCUCAUCUGAGUCCACUUUAUCAUCACUUCUGGUAUCUCAUCAACCUUUUCAUCUCCUGGUCAACAAUGCAGGAGUGGGAAUGCUUGAAUCUUGCCUCGAAAUCAGUGAGCAAGCCAUGAACAUGCAGUUUGAUGUCAAUCUAAAAGCCCCGAUUGUUCUGACCAAAAUUGUCGCCAACGAGAUGAUUCGGCAUUCAGUCCGUGGUUCUAUCGUCAACAUUUCAUCGCAGGCGUCAAUGCGACCAAUAGACCAUCACACGAUUUAC